Pyrgilauda ruficollis (rufous-necked snowfinch) is the source of this 2742-nucleotide messenger RNA. It is a transcript of the gene JAKMIP2, whose product is annotated as janus kinase and microtubule interacting protein 2. Gene Ontology annotation, molecular function: microtubule binding; kinase binding. The record is from RefSeq and is a predicted model, not a curated record. The coding region runs from base 257 to 2719 and encodes 820 amino acids. NCBI's taxonomy places the organism in Eukaryota, Metazoa, Chordata, Aves, Passeriformes, Passeridae. The transcript has 21 exons.
CGCGCCCUCAGCGCCGGCGCGCAGGAGGCGGCGGGGCCGGUGCGGGCGCUGGAGCCGCCGGCAGGAAGAUGGAUGCGCCGUGCUCGUCCCUCGCUGCUCGGCGUCUUUCCCUGGCGGCACGAGCUUUCAAAGCAGCUGAGUCCAGGACCUUAAGGAAUGUCACGCAGUAGUAGUUGAACUAACUAACACUGAAAGGAACAGAAGAAGAUGGCAAUCCAUAUUUGAAAUAAACGUGUGGACCCUCUGAUAAAAAACCAUGUCAAAAAAAGGACGGAGCAAGGGCGAAAAGCCUGAGGCACUGAUUGUUGCUCUACAGGCUGCCAAUGAGGAACUCAGGACUAAGCUAACAGACAUUCAAAUUGAGCUGCAUCAGGAGAAAUCUAAGGUUGCUAAGCUCGAAAGAGAAAAGACUCAAGAAACGAAGCGUAUCCGCGAAGUGGAGCAACGCAAGCAGACCGUGCAGAUCACAGAGCUAAAAGCCAAACUCCAUGAGGAGAAAAUGAAGGAGCUGCAGGCUGUGAGGGAGAACCUCAUCAAACAGCACGAGCAGGAGAUGACGAGAAUGGUGAAAGUCCGAGACAGUGAAAUCCAGCGCCUGAAGUCGGCGCUGUGCGCGCUGCGGGAUGGGAGCAGUGAUAAAGUACGGACAGCGCUGACUAUUGAGGCUCGUGAAGAGGCCAGGAAACAGUUUGACUCUGAGCGCCUUAAGCUGCUGCAGGAAAUUACUGAGCUGAAGUCUGCCAAAAAGCAGGUAGAUGAGGCCCUUAACAAUAUGAUCCAGGCCGACAAGAUCAAGGCAGGCGAUCUUCGGAGUGAGCAUCAGUCCCACCAAGAGGCCAUUUCCAAGAUCAAGUGGGAGAGUGAAAGGGAUAUUCGACGCCUGAUGGAUGAGAUCAAGGCUAAAGACAGGAUCAUAUUUUCAUUGGAGAAAGAACUGGAGACACAGACAGGCUAUGUGCAGAAGCUGCAGCUGCAAAAGGAAGCUCUGGAUGAACAGCUCUUUUUGGUGAAGGAGGCAGAGUGUAACAUGAGCAGUCCCAAGAGAGAGAUCCCAGGAAGGGCUGGAGAUGGUUCGGAGCACUGCAGCAGCCCUGACUUGCGCAGAAACCAGAAGAGGAUAGCAGAGCUGAAUGCCACCAUACGGAAGCUGGAAGACCGGAACACGUUGCUUGUUGAUGAGCGAAAUGAGCUGUUGAAGCGUGUCCGAGAAGCUGAGAAACAAUGUAAACCUCUUCUGGAAAAGAACAAGUGCCUCACAAAGAGAAAUGAUGAACUUAUGCAGUCUUUGCAGCGCAUGGAAGAUAAACUCAAAGCAGUCACUAAAGAAAAUAUAGAAAUGAGAGAAAAAAUAACAUCACAUCCUCCUCUAAAGAAAUUAAGAUCUCUCAAUGACCUGGAUCAGGCUAAUGAGGAACAAGAAACUGAAUUUUUAAAGCUUCAGGUCAUAGAACAGCAGAACAUAAUUGAUGAGUUAACAAGGGACAGGGAGAAACUCAUUCGUCGGAGAAAGCAUAAAAGGAGCUCAAAACCAAUCAAGAGACAUGUGGUGGAUACAGUUUUUGGGUAUGAUGAUGAUUCUAUGGACUCUGAAACAUCCUCUGUGGCCUCAUAUAGAACAGACAGGACACCAGCAACCCCAGAUGAUGAUCUGGAUGAGGGUUUAGCAGCAGAAGAGUCAGAGCUGCGGUUUCGACAGCUGACAAAGGAGUACCAGGCCCUGCAGAGAGCGUAUGCACUGCUGCAGGAACAGACAGGAGGGGUCAUAGAUGCUGAAAGAGAAGCCAGGGCUCAGGAGCAACUUCAAGCUGAAGUCCAGAGGUAUAAAGCCAAAAUAGAAGAUCUGGAGAAAACUUUGGCUCAGAAAGGACAGGACUCACACUGGGUGGAAGAUAAGCAGCUUUUUAUUAAGAGGAACCAAGAGCUUUUAGACAAGAUAGAGAAAACGGAAGCGGAAAACAACCGUCUGCAACAGGAGCUGCAGGAUGCGCGAGACCAGAACGAGCUGCUGGAGUUCCGCAACCUUGAGCUGGAGGAAAGAGAGAGACGGUCCCCACCAUUUAAUCUCCAGAUUCACCCAUUCUCAGAUGGUGUGAGUGCUCUACAGAUCUACUGCAUGAAGGAAGGGGUUAAGGAUGUGAGCAUCCCAGACCUUAUAAAGCAGUUAGACAUCCUAGGUGAUAAUGGGAAUUUAAGGAAUGAAGAACAAGUGGCCAUAAUUCAGGCUUCCACGGUAUUGUCCUUGGCAGAAAAGUGGAUCCAGCAGAUUGAGGGAGCUGAAGCUGCUCUGCAUCAGAAGAUGAUGGAACUGGAAAGUGAUAUGGAGCAAUUCUGCAAAAUAAAAGGUUAUUUGGAGGAAGAAUUAGACUACAGAAAGCAAGCUCUUGACCAAGCGUACAUGAGGAUCCAGGAGCUUGAAGCCACCUUGUACAAUGCUUUGCAGCAAGAAACAGUAAUAAAGUUUGGGGAACUACUCACUGAAAAACAGCAGGAAGAGCUGAGGACAGCAGUAGAAAAGCUAAGACGUCAGAUGCUGAGGAAAAGCAGAGAAUAUGAUUGCCAGAUUCUUCAGGAGAGGAUGGAGCUGCUCCAGCAGGCUCAUCAGAGGAUCCGAGAUUUAGAAGAUAAAACUGACAUCCAAAAGAGACAGAUAAAGGAUCUGGAGGAAAAGUUUCUAUUUCUAUUCUUGUUCUUCUCUCUUGCCUUUAUUCUUUGGCCUUGAUGUCAAUGUGCCUCUUGGAAAGG